AUGGAUGAGAUGGAAACUAUCUUCCAACAAAAUAUCCAGUGGGAAAUGUACGAAGAGGCAGUGCUGACAAGCAACAAAAACGAUUCAAAUUCGACAGAAAUACGAAAACGUGGCAACGUUCAUUUCAAACAGAAUAGGUAUGUAGAAGCGCUUGAGAGCUAUACCGCAGCCAUAGCCUGGGCCAAAAGCAAAAGAAUCACAGCCUUAGCUUAUUCUGGUCGAUCCGCAGUAUUGGCAAAAGUUGGCUUGGAUCAAGAAUGUUUAGUUGACCUUGAAAGAGCGUUUUAUAACGACUAUUCGCAGGAAUUUACCCACCAACUGGCACUUCGACGCUCACAAGUCAUCAAAAAACAAAACUCCAACCGUAAAACGCAAGUACUUACAUACCCAAACUAUCAUGAACAGGCAACUGCAUGUGAUAAUACUUCCUUCAAAAUCCACACUGACAACAAGUUUGGUAGACACGUAACGACCACACGAGAUAUUGAAAUCGGCGAAGUCGUACUCGUCGAUAAACCGUACACUGCAGUACUGCUACAAGACAACUACAUUUACUGCUCAGAAUGUUUAAAAGUAUGCUAUAACUUAAUAUCGUGCGACGCAUGUGCUAAAGCUCUCUACUGUAGCACAUAUUGCAAAUUUGUAGCUAGUAAAACGCACAAAUAUGAAUGUUGCCUGUCUGACGUACUUGAUCGCCUAGAAUCCAUCAAAGACGGCCUCGCCUUGGGCCUUAAAAUAACUUUAUUAGUAUUAAUCCAGUUCCGUCAGAACAAGUCACAUGACCUUGAAGAAAUUAUAAAAAUGGAGGCCCACACUAAUUCGCUGUCAUUGAGGAUGCACUUUACUAUUGCAUGGGUUUCUAGUAUAAUUUAUGUUCUACUGAAAAAACACACGGAUUUGUUUAAUGAUUUGGAGGGCAUGGAGGAGAUGUUUAAGGGAUAUUUCUAUGAAUUGGACGAAUUUGCCGACAGACCACCCGCUCAAAGUCCUUGCUCGCUUUUUAGGUCAAAGCUGUGGGAAAAAGCCCCCGGCGCGAAACCGCCCCCGAACGGAGGUGGUUGGCUGAGAAGUACCCCCUCUAAUCAGGAAGGUUUGUGUUAA
This is a messenger RNA of Zophobas morio, 1101 nucleotides long. RefSeq names its product SET and MYND domain-containing protein 4-like. Gene Ontology annotation, molecular function: protein binding. The record is from RefSeq and is a predicted model, not a curated record. Lineage: Eukaryota; Metazoa; Arthropoda; Insecta; Coleoptera; Tenebrionidae. Bases 1 to 1101 code for a protein of 366 amino acids. The transcript has 5 exons.